This is a messenger RNA of Podospora anserina S mat+, 864 nucleotides long. RefSeq lists its product as uncharacterized. NCBI's taxonomy places the organism in Eukaryota, Fungi, Ascomycota, Sordariomycetes, Sordariales, Podosporaceae. The record is from RefSeq and is a predicted model, not a curated record. The transcript is spliced from 6 exons. Gene Ontology annotation, molecular function: hydrolase activity. The coding region runs from base 1 to 864 and encodes 287 amino acids.
AUGUUGAUCAAAGAGAGCCAUGCCGACGUGCAAACGACUGCCAAUGGCAAGACAACAUCGAUGAGAAUAUUUCUAUUUCAUCCUACCAUUCCUGGAUACCCAAAUGCUCGCUUCCCAGGAGUUGUUCUCUUCAGUGAGAUCUAUCAGGUCACCGGCCCUGUUGCUCGCUUCGCCAGACAAAUCGCUGGCCAGGGCUACAUCAUCGCUGCUCCCAGCAGCUACCACGACUUUACUGGCCCUGAGCCUCUUGCCUAUGACGUCCCCGGAACGGAUCAAGGGAACGAGUGGAAGAUCACAAAGUGUAUCAAACAGACCCUUGAAUCCUACGAUGAAGACGUCACCCAGACUGUCUCCUACCUCUUGUCACUCCCAACAUGCACUGGCCGUCUAGGCGCAACAGGCAUGUGCUUGGGAGGGCAUCUGGCUCUCCGGGCAGCUCUUCACCCCAAGAUCUCUUCCACAGUAUGCUACUUCGCCACCGAUGUCCACGCCCGUACCUUAGGCCCCAACUCCGGCGCCAAUACCUCCUCCACUGCCCCUCCGGACUCCAACCACACACUCGACCUCCUCUCCCGUAUUACCGGUGAGGUCUCCAUGAUCUUUGGCAUCAAAGACACCCACGUUCCCGACGCCGGUCGUGAUCUCAUUCGCCAAAAGCUUCGCGAGGCCGGGGUAGUCUUUAGCUUCCAUGAGUUCGCCUGGGCGCAGCACGCGUUUAUCCGGGACGAGCUCAGCAAGGGAAGAUAUGACCCUGCCAUCACCAAGGUCUGCUUCGAGGUGUUGUUGGAGCAGUUUGGGCGGGUGUUGAAGACGGAGCUGGGGGAUGGUGAUGGGAAGAAGCAGGAGGUGGAGCAUGUCUGUUGA